Molecule: messenger RNA, 5957 nt
Organism: Lotus japonicus
Lineage: Eukaryota; Viridiplantae; Streptophyta; Magnoliopsida; Fabales; Fabaceae
Product: MDIS1-interacting receptor like kinase 2-like
Exons: 2
Coding region: 3993-5597 (534 amino acids)
Biological process (GO): protein phosphorylation
Molecular function (GO): protein binding; protein kinase activity; ATP binding
Source: RefSeq, a predicted model, not a curated record
UACAAAAAAAAUAAAGUGGUUUAUGUACCCUUUUGAAUUAAAUUGAUAUUUUUUUCGAUGCCAUCUUUAGUAGUCACUAACUUAUUUUACACAAUGCUAAAUAAUUUGAAGGUACUAAAAUCCACCCAUUUGAUAAGGUACUGGAGUAAUAUCCAUGACGGGAGUCCUGUAUAAUCAUUAACCACAUUUCUUCUAAAUUGAAUGCAGUUUGAGGGUGAUGGUCCUACCCAUGGGCUAAUUAGUCGCAAAUUAAAGCAAUGCCGUGUUGUCGUGCAUGUUGGUGCAGUGAAUGGGGACGUUAGUUGACUUGACUGAGCCUUAGUUGACUUGUAAUGAAGUGUGGUUCGUGAGUACUUACAUUACUUAAUAAGUUGGGUUUCAUAUCAGACAUCUCUGCAGUAGUGCAGUCUGCACAUUUCUCUGAUUGAUUGCAUUCAUCAAAAAAUAAUAAUAAUGCAGUACUCUUUUCUUUCUAGUAAUUUUUAUGGCCCGGUCCUCCUCCUCAUUAUUUCUUGUGUGAUCAUGAUUAUGGAGACUCAAUCUGUGUCUGCAUCAUCACAGCUUCAGCUGGAAGCAAAUGCUAUAUUGAACAGUGGAUGGUGGGACACUUCUGUUCCAGGCAUCAAUAUCUCCCGUCGCUGUCAGUGGUAUGACAUCACUUGCAACAAGGCUGGAAGCAUAACAGAAAUCAACUAUUGGGCUUAUUAUCCUGAAGUCGAGAUUCAUUUCGCAAAAUUCAACCUCACUGCUUUCCGGAAUUUAGAAAGUCUUGAUGUUAGGGGAAGUAAUCUGCGAGGGAGUAUCCCACCACAAAUUGGUAUUCUCUCCAAACUCACUUAUCUUGUUAUGUCCUCCAAUUCUCUUGAAGGCUCCAUUCCUUGGGAGUUAGGUUCCCUCAAAAAUCUAGAAUCAACGGGACCAUGCCUGCUUCCUGUUGGGACCGGUGCGAGACGAGGAACAUAAAGGUGGCAAAGAUUUUACGUGGUUCGGCCUGAAUGCCUACGUCCACGGAGGAGGAACACUGUAUUCUCAUUAAUACAAACAUUACAAUCACUCAACUCUCUAUCUCUGGCCUCACACACACUCAGAGCUCUCAUACAAUUGCUCUCACAACCUCACCACACUCUGGUGCCUAGAGGCACCCUCUGGUGCUCUCUCACUGGCACACUCUGGUGCACUACACUUGCACUUGCACUUGCACAAUUUCCUUCUUCAUCAGCACCUCCAUUUAUAAGGCUUCAUGAGCAGCAAGGUCCAAAGGGUUGGUGGUAGUUGCUGAAAUCUUGACUUUGGUGUCAUGGACGGUGGCCACCAUUGUUGACAAUCUCAAUGGUUGUGUGAACUGAUUUGGCCUCCAUUUCUGACCACCUUGGUUGGGAGGGAUAUCUUCCAACAAUCUCCCCUUCCAUACCAACCAAGAGAGUGACAUACUGGCUAUGCUUCUGCACAGCUCUGAGCUUCUUCACGAGGGACUGUCUUCACGUCUUCAUCUGGAUUCUCCUUCUAUGAUGAACCUUAGCUCUUGAAGAAAACCUGCUUCAACCACAACAUCUCUUUUCCAGCUUCUGCAUCAGCCGAUGCUUAGCUUCAGUUAAUGGUAAGCUUGCAAUCUUGACUACAUGACAAAGCUCCCCCUGAUUUAGAUUUUCUACCAUCAGGUUCUCUAGCUAGAUCAUCUCUCCAAAGCACGUCUUUGGUGUACCCUCCUGGUACAUGAGAAUCGAUGCCACUGCUUCGUAAUGCUGAACAAUAAGGGACUACUCCAUACAUUCUAGUAGGAGACUUACCCACAUCUGUACUUGUACCGCCGUUGCACAUCAACGGGUCACGCCGCUUGGCUAUCACAUUGCCAAGAAGACUUUCGACACAAGGAGCCGUUACACCAUGGUCGCACUAACCAUCGGCUCUCUUCAGCUUGUAUGCAGUUCAUUAGGUAUGGUUCCCAGGAAAGAGAGGUGAGUCACAACGGACUACUUAAGUACCAAGUCUUUCCUAGCCAGAACCUUUUCCUGAGACUUCAGAACCCUCUGAUUGCUCAUGUUCCUCCUUGAGGUAUCACUGUGAAGAACGCCAUCUUCACCAUCAUAUGUUCAAGCUCUCCCUUAAACCGGCUACCAAUCCAAGUCUCUCUCGGAUUGAGGUCAUCAUCUCUACCGGCGAGAAUAUCACGUCAACUCUUUUGACAAUCAAGCAGGCAUUACACUUCAUCUGCUUGUCUUCCUCAUUCUCUUUAACUUGAACAUUUAUGUGUUCCUCGGUGCUUUCCUUUGUAAGCUUUACUACACCAUGCGUAUUUCUCUCCUGCAAGGAAAUCUUCAUCUGCGCGCAUGAGAAGCUUCUACAAGGACUCUCAGGCUCCCUCAUAUCUCUUCAGGCUGACUCCGGAUACCUCUACACGGAAUCACCAAGAAAAUUCUGCUGAGACUUUUUAACUACAAGAAGAUCACCAUCAUCACCUUGAUGGUUGUUAUGCAGCUUCUGGUGGAGCUCUCCUUGCUCAACACCUUUGCAUCUACCGGAAGAUCACCAUCAUCACCUUGAUGGGGUUAUGCAGCUUCUGGUGGAGCUCUCCUUGCUCAACACCUUUUGCAUCUACAGGAAGAUCACCAUCAUCACCUUGAUGGGGUUAUGCAGCUUCUGGUGGAGCUCUCCUUGCUCAACACCUUUGCAUUCCAAGGAUCUUCUUCGCUGCUCCUCCUUGCACUCUUUUCAGUAUCUGUGGCAAACUGAAAAUGGCAUAGGAAUCUCUCUUAGCACCUCAACCUGGCUUUCUGGAUCAACUGAAGCAUCUGAUGUUGGAACACGACAUUUGUUGAUGACCAUCUUGGCUUCAGGAUCCCUGUAUCCGCUACAUCAUCUCUGUGUGCAUGCCUUCUACACAGAGGAACUUAAUAUCAAGUAUACGCCCCUAAUUCUUGGAUACACGUGCAAACCUUUGCACCUUCUUGUGGCCUGAGCUCACCAUCCAGGGGCUUCACACUUUCGGACGGUGGUCUUGGUAACAAAAUUCACAAACUGCUUCACCUCUGUAUGAUCUAGGCAACCUUGCUCAUGCCCGAUCCACUUCUGGAAAUAGCUCACAAUGGUCAGGUAUUCUCCUUAUACCAUUGCGUUGUGGAGUGGAGGAAUUCUACCUCUUCAAAUGUUACACUCACACACACAUGAAGCACUAUCAUUGUUACCACAUCCCUCUAAGGCCUACAACAAUCAGAGUGUACCAGGUUUUGACACCUCUGAUUUUACAGAUGGACUGAGACUCCAGAAAUAAAAAUUACAAGGAUUGACAAAUUUCAACAACCCUACUCCCCAUGUGACUCUGAGUCUCUCGUGCCACAGAUUCUGCGAUGGCUCAUAUCCUCACCGCAUCUCAUCACAUGGGGUCCACGUGCCACCUUUUGUCGCGUCGGCACCGAGUGGGAGUUUAACAAAAUUCCACCACUCUGUCUCGUUUUCUCCGCUGGCCUCCUGCCUCUUUCACCGAUCGGAUCCACCUGAUCCUCAUCGCAGAUCAUUCAAAACAAGCCUCUAUGUUGUCGUCACCUUGUCAACGCUCUGGAUUCUGAAUCCUCAAAUGAUUCAGCCUCAAUCUACACCUCCAGUGUAACUUUUCUCACUGUACAGAGCGGAAUCACAACAAAUGAGAACCACCAUUGAGUCCAGAAUGGUCCUAAAUCCUUAGGACAUAUCCUGUCUGACUCAAAAUGGAUAUAAUAAGCUUUGACCUGAUCAUUCACGAAAAUAGGAGCGGAAUUUCAGCAAACGGACACCACCGUUGCAUCCGGGACGGUCGAAAACCUUAGGAUCGACUAUUCAUGGGCUCAAAACGGUCAAAAAUAGCCCAAAAUAACCCAAAAACACGUUCUGCCAUUAUGCAAAAACACAAUCUCAAUGGUUGUGUGAACUGAUUUGGCCUCCAUUUCUGACCACCUUGGUUGGGAGGGAUAUCUUCCAACACUUCCCUUGCAAAUCUCACUCAAUUAGAAUAUCUUGACAUGUCCUACAACGUACUAGUUGGUUCACUUCCUUCUUAUUUUGGCCAAUUAACCAACUUGCAAUGGUUGCAACUAGGUAGCAACUUGGAACACCUUGACAUUUCCAACAAUCGACUGGUUGGUUCACUUCCUUCUUAUUUUGGCCAAUUAACCAACUUGCGAUGGUUGCAACUAGGUAGCAACUCUAUCAAUGGGACAUUGCCUACUUCACUUUCAAAUCUCACCCUGUUGGAACACCUUGACAUUUCCAACAAUCUACUAGUUGGUUCACUUCCUUCUUAUUUUGGCCAAUUAACCAACUUACUCUAUUUGGACCUAAGCUGCAAUAACCUUACUGGAACAAUUCCUCGAUUGCCCUAUAUUCUUGAAUAUGUGAACAUGUCCUACAAUUAUUUGAAGGGUCCCAUUCCAGAUAGUAUCUCUCCUUAUGCUCUAAAAGGGAACAAGGAUGUUUGUACUGACAUUUUUUACUACCAAAAGGGAUUCCAAAUGAAACCUUGUCCACCUCACAAUCAGACAAUGCACAUUCUACGCAUAGUUCUUCCAAUCCUCGGUGCUUUAAUCUUGGCCUUCUCACUACUCAUGUGUCUUACGCAUCAUAUCACUGCAAUUAAGAACAAACAUGCACACACUACCACAACUAAGAAUGGGGAUGAGUUUUGCAUUUGGAAUUAUGAUGGCAAUAUGGCAUAUGAAGACAUCAUUAGAGGAACAGAAGACUUUGACUUCAGAUAUUGCAUUGGAACAGGAGCAUAUGGGAGUGUUUAUAAGGCACAGCUACCUAGUGGCAAGGUUGUUGCCUUGAAGAAGCUCCAUGGUUUCGAAGCUGAGGUGCCAGCUUUAGAUGCGAGUUUUAGAAAUGAAAUCAAGGUAUUAUCAGAAAUAAAGCAUCGACAUAUUGUGAAGCUUUAUGGAUUCUGCUUGCACAGAAGAAUCAUGUUUUUAAUCUAUCAAUACAUGGAGAGAGGAAGCUUGUUUUCUGUCUUGUAUGAUGACGCGGAAGCAAUGGAAUUGGAUUGGAAAAAGAGGGCUGACAUUGUUAAAGGUGUUGCUCAUGCUUUGUCAUAUCUUCAUCAUGACUGCAUCCCUCCAAUAGUUCAUAGAGACAUAUCUUCCAGCAAUAUCUUACUUAACACAGAGUGGCAGCCUAGUGUUUCUGACUUUGGCACAGCCCGAAUCCUCCAGCAUGAUUCAUCCAAUCGAACUAUAGUUGCUGGAACCAUUGGAUAUAUAGCUCCAGAGCUUGCAUACACUAUGGUUGUGAGUGAAAAGUGUGAUGUUUAUAGCUUUGGAGUUGUGGCACUUGAAACUUUAGUGGGAAGCCAUCCUAAGGAAAUACUGUCAUCACUUCAAUCAGCAUCAACUGAAGACAUCAAAUUAUGUGAAAUAUUGGACCCGCGCCUUCUGUUUCCAGGCAGGGCUGUUUUGCUUGACAUACUUCAGGUUGCAAUAGUGACAUUAUCAUGCUUAAAUCCAAAUCCUUGCUCGAGACCAACAAUGAAAUGUGUGUCUCAAUACUUCCUCAGACCACUAGCACCACUACACAUUUCUGCCCGUGAAAUUUCACUGCACCAGCUCAUGAGUCAAGAACUCAGCAUGACUUAAAACUCUGAACCCUUGAAAUUGAAACUUCAAACUGAUGUUGGUGUUAUCAGAAUUUAGUGCAAACUUAUGACCAGGUUUAUCUAAUUAUUAUGUUGCUUCAUAAAGUUAUAUUUAUCACUUAUGUAUCAUUGGUAAACACUCCAUUGGGAUUAGUAUCACCAGAUCAUUUGUGUAUUCAUGUGUUGGACAAAACUGUUCAGAAUGUUUGUUUGAUGAUUUCUCUCAAAGACUAGACAAAAUUUGAACUGAUGGAAUGAAUCUAGUUUAUCCUCUAAUGGAGGUGAAUGACUCAAAAAUGGAACAACUAGAUGUAAUUUUCUAAUUUCAAGGCUCUAUUACCAUUCAGGAUUUUGUGAACGA